This is a messenger RNA of Microdochium trichocladiopsis, 2747 nucleotides long. RefSeq names its product 3-isopropylmalate dehydratase large subunit 2. The coding region runs from base 141 to 2639 and encodes 832 amino acids. The record is from RefSeq and is a predicted model, not a curated record. The transcript is spliced from 6 exons. NCBI's taxonomy places the organism in Eukaryota, Fungi, Ascomycota, Sordariomycetes, Xylariales, Microdochiaceae.
AGGGGACAUUUGGUGGGACAGAUAAAGAACGUUCGCGGCCGCUGUCCCAUGUGCGUGCGCGCGUGUCGUGAGAAGUCUGGUUCCGCUGUUCUGUACUUCUGUUACUGACGGUCGAAGUAUCCGUCAAUCUGAAUACAUCAAUGAGUGCCCAGCAGGAGAGCAUUGUGCCCCAGCUCGUCGAGCUGCUCGACAGCACGCGUGGUGUCAAGGUUCAGAUCGACAACCAUGAACCACAUUCAGUCAAGGCCAUCGGGGCCGUAGCAGCAGUCCUUCGCAAGAGCUCACACCCACGUGAGGCCGAUGCUCUCGAGCAGGUCGUCACGAUAGCGAGAAACACACCCGACUAUGGUGGCAUGGGUCUCGGCACCGAAGCCACCACAGGCGUCUCCGACAAUGAUCGCUCCGAGCUCGUGUUCCUGGCCUCGGCGUGGCUCGAGUCACUCAACUCGGCGGACCGGGCGUCGCGCACGCUGCGGCCGACGGCUGGCCCGCCGCCCGCGGGCAGGAGGCCGAUGAACGUGACGGAGAAGAUCUUUGCGUUCCACGAUGUCGAGAGCAAAGGUUGGGUCCGGCCCGGCGAGAUGAUCCGCGUCAGUGUGGACUGGAUCAUGUCGAGCGAGCAGAGCUGGCAUGGCAUGGUGCAAGUCUACAACCGCCUCGGCGACCCAGGCAUUUUCCGCAACGACCGGCUCUGGCUGGCCGGCGACCACAUUGUCGAGCCGCGCAACAUGCACACGCCGCUGUCGCAGGACCUCAUGGCCAAGGUUGCGAAGGCACGCAGGGACUUCAAGAUGACCGAGUAUCAGGGGUACAACUACACCAUUAUGCACACGGAGUUUUUCCGCGAGCGGACACAGCCGGGCAUGCUCAUCAUCGGUAGUGACAGCCACACUUGCAGCAGCGGUGCUAAUGGGUGCUUGUCGAUCGGCAUGGGCGCUGCGGAUGUCACGAUGGCUUUGGUUACGGGUGAGACCUGGUUCAAGGUCCCUGAAGUCGUCGAGAUCCGCUUCGUCGGCAAACCACCAAGAGGCGUCGGUGGCAAGGACGUCAUCCUCUACGUCUUGCAGCAGCUCAAGAGAAACACUGUGGCGGCAGACAGGGUCGUCGAGUACACAGGACCGGGCCUGGAGUAUCUCAGUCCCGAUGCCCGCUUUGCUGUUGCCAACAUGACUACCGAGUUUGGCGGCAUCACUGGGAUAUUUGCGCCGGAUCACAUCACCGAGAACUUCAUCAACCAGCGCAAGCUGGCUCGGCACAAGGACAACAGCUUCUACUUCAGGGCCGACGCCGGGUGCGAGUACGUCGAAACGCACACCAUCGAUCUCACCCACGCGGAGCCAUUCAUCGCGCGGUACCCCAGCCCAGACGACGUCGUGUCCAUCAGCGAGAUGAACGGCAAGGAACUCGACGGCUGCUUCAUCGGCGCAUGCACUACAGCCGAGGAGGACAUCAUCAUGGGUGCGCUCGUGCUACAGGCGGGUCUCAAGGCCGGCAAGAAGCCCGUCAGCAAGGGACUUCGCAAGGUCGUGCCGGGCAGCAGGCCGAUUCUGGACAAGCUGCGAAAGUCUGGUCUCGCGGAUGCGUAUGAGCAGGCCGGUUUUGAGAUUGGCGUUCCUGGCUGUAGCUAUUGCGUCGGCAUGAGCACGGAUGUUGCUGGCGAUGGCGAGGUGUGGCUGAGCAGCCAGAACCGGAAUUUCAAGAAUAGGAUGGGUCCUGGCUCCAUCGGAAACCUUGCGUCUGCAGCAACCGUGGCAGCCUCGUCAUUUGAUAUGAAGAUGACUUCACCGCUCGAGCUCAUUUCCAAGAUUUCCGAGGAUGAAUGGAAUAGAGUCAAGGGCAAAGGCUCAUUAUCCUCGGGGCCUCGCGGCGCUGAACCGCAAUGGGUCGAGCCCGCUGAGCCAGAAGGCCACUCCUCGACUGUGGAACCGCCGUCCGCAGGUGACAACACAUCCGGGACAGCAGAAGCAGCUUCCAAGACAAUCGCUACUGCUGCGAGCACCGACGACGACACGAAUGCGUCCCAAGAGGAAGCCGCCAGCACCCUCAAGAGCAUAUCCGCUACAAUCUAUCGACUAGGCGACUUCAUCGACACGGACGCCCUCGCGCCAGCGCAGUUCCUCGUCACGGCCAAGGACGACAAGGAAUUCGGCACGCACUGCCUGGAAUACACGAACCCAGACUUUCGGCAGCGGGUGGCGGACGGCUCAACCGUCGUCGUCGCCGGCAAGGCAUUCGGGUGCGGCUCGUCCCGCAUGGAGGCCGUGCAGGCCCUGCUCGGCGUGGGCGUCGAGUGCGUCAUCGCCAAGUCGUUUGCCUUUAUCUACUCGCGCAACCAGCCCAGCCUGGGCCUCCUGGGCAUCACCAUCACGGACGAGGCGUUCUACGAGGCCGCGCAGGACGGCGCGGGCAUCGACGUCGAUCUCGUCGCCAACGUCGCCCGCGUCGGCGGCAAGGAGUUUGCGUUCGAGCUCAGCCAGAUGGAGAAGAGCCUGACCAGUCUUGGCGGCGUGGCGCCCGCGUUCAACAAGUUUGGUAAAAAGAUCUUUGACGCCCUCACGAGCGGCAGUCGGGGAGUGACGAAGUCGCUCAAGCAGAGUCACGGCGGCUCGGCAGGGGCGGCGGGCUCGUUGAAUUGGUAGAAGCAUUAUGGAACGGUUUAUUUUUGUGGCUCAAUUAUUUACAGAGUGUAUAAGUUAACUUGGACAUAUCAACCGAGAUUAACGAAACGGGAAGAUGCCCCGUUAGAU